This is a messenger RNA of Drosophila guanche, 2048 nucleotides long. RefSeq names its product zinc finger protein 574. The record is from RefSeq and is a predicted model, not a curated record. Lineage: Eukaryota; Metazoa; Arthropoda; Insecta; Diptera; Drosophilidae. Gene Ontology annotation, molecular function: RNA polymerase II cis-regulatory region sequence-specific DNA binding; DNA-binding transcription activator activity, RNA polymerase II-specific; zinc ion binding. Gene Ontology annotation, biological process: regulation of transcription by RNA polymerase II. The coding region runs from base 77 to 1786 and encodes 569 amino acids. The transcript has 4 exons. Gene Ontology annotation, cellular component: nucleus.
UGUAAGUGUGACCGUGCUGUGGAACAUACAAACUACUUCUCAAUGCUGCAGUAAAAAUAUAAAAUUAUUCAGCAAAAUGAUUUGUCGCCUGUGCCUGAACGCGCUGGACGAGCAGGAUGCCGUCCUACUGUUCGGCGGCAACGUACCCCCCGACGCCACUCAAGAUAGCGACAGUGAGGCGCCAGCCGCAGCAGCAGCAGCAUCCAACAGCAAACCAGUGCCGGAAAGCUAUUUGGUCAAAUUGAUCUCGAUCCACUUGUACCUCUGCCUCUCACGCGACGAUGCCAUCUCCACCUGCAUCUGCCCCGAGUGCUGCGGGCAGCUUGAGAGUUUCCACAACUUCUGGAAGCUGGUGGAGCUGAAGCAGACGACACUGAGCAGCCAGUUUCUGGAGAUUGACUGCGACGUGAACUGGUCGGAGGAGGGCGAUGUUGUCGAUGUUGAUGAGGCGGCGUCCCCCUGCCAGCUCCUCAAGGAGGAGCUACCAGAGUUUGCCGAACCUAAGAUUGUCGCAGCGGCAGCUGCGGCUACGGCAUCGGCGGCCAACAAGUUUCCGUGCAUGUUCUGCGAAAAGUCCUUCAAGAUGCGCCGCUAUCUGGAGGAACAUGUGGCCACACACACCGGGGAUCGGCCCAUUGCCUGUGCCUACUGCGAAAUGGCCUUCCGCUGCCGCUCCAAUAUGUACACGCACGUGAAGAGCAAGCACACCACACAGUGGCUGAAGGCGCGCGAGGAGCGCGACGCAGCCAAGUCUCAGAAUCAGUUGCACGCGCAGCCCGAGGUGCCCAGCGAACCAUCCGUGAUAGAAGAGCAGCAGCAGCAUCCUCCGCCGCCGCUGCCGCAACCCUCGCCACCGCCGCCGCUUCCACUGUCUGCCAUCAAGAGUGAUUCCAUCGAAGCCAUCAACCUGACGAUGGCCAAAACGUCUCCAUCCACGACCCGCACACGCACAACUCGCUCCAGCCGCCGCAAAACUCAGUCCCCCAAGAAGGUCCAAAGCACCGAAUGCCAUGCCAGCGAUGGAGAUGACGAUGGCGAUAACGAUGCCAAGGACAACAACAGCAGCAGUCACGAGCAUCACCCCAAGCGCUUCAAGGAGAACGAACUGAUGCUGGCCAACUACAAUGCCGUGGCCGCCGCCGUGGUGGCAGCGGCCUCGUUUAACGAUCGAACAUCCACCGGGCAGGCGGACAGCCUGCAGCAGCGUCUGCGUGCGAGUCUACUGAUGCAGCAGCAGCAGCAGGAUCUCUUUACGGCCAUGACGGCAGCGGCGGCAAGUACGAGUGCAGCCACCACCGUAACGACGGGCGGCGCAGGAGCACUGUCGCAUCCAUACAGUCUCAAAUCUGUGUUCAGCUCUGUGCCUGGAAUGCUGGACAAGCGGCGUCACAGAAUGGAGGAUAAUGCACCUCUAUCUGCCACCGCCACGCCCAUCAUUUGUCCCAGCUGCGGUGAGCUGCCUGGCCACAAUCAUCGCUGCCUGACAAAGCCCAAAUAUGCCUGCGAAGUGUGCGGCAAGUGUUUCAAAAUGAAGCGCUACCUAGAGGAACACUUUGCCACGCACACGGGCGUCAAGCUGCACACCUGCUCCUUCUGCCCCACAGAGUUUCGCUCCAAAUCGAAUAUGUAUCAUCACACAAAGCGCAAACACAAACUCGAAUGGGAGCGUUCACGGGCCACACGCACCGCUGCCGCUGCCAAAACGGUGCAGCCUGCCAGCAGUCCCGAUGGUGUCCAGGAUACGGCACUGCCCACUGUCCCGACAGCCCCGUCCGGGCAUCCAUAGUUUCUUAUCUACAUUUAUACAUAUUUGUAUUAUUCUUUAACCUAUCUACUUUUUUUUCAACUGCAUUUUAGUCCGUAAUGUAUUCGAUGUACUUACUUCCUCUGUGUCACCUCUGUCCUCUGCAUGGAGGCUCCUUUUGUGCAUACACCACUCUAUCCCCUUCCCCGCUGCAUUCUCUUAUACUAACCUUUGCCUUGGCCAUCGCCAGACUGCAUCUGCAUCUGGCGAUAGUCCUUCAAGAAAUAAAAACUUUAUUUCCAUA